This is a messenger RNA of Hippoglossus stenolepis (Pacific halibut), 955 nucleotides long. Its product is annotated as extracellular superoxide dismutase [Cu-Zn]. The coding region runs from base 60 to 791 and encodes 243 amino acids. The record is from RefSeq and is a predicted model, not a curated record. Gene Ontology annotation, molecular function: copper ion binding; superoxide dismutase activity. Gene Ontology annotation, biological process: removal of superoxide radicals. Lineage: Eukaryota; Metazoa; Chordata; Actinopteri; Pleuronectiformes; Pleuronectidae. The transcript is spliced from 2 exons.
CAGAGUAACGCCCCCUCACUCUUAUACAAGACUUUUAUAAAAAAUAGGCAGAGUAUAAAAUGAGACACGGCUCCAGCAGCAGAGAAACCCCAAACACUUCCAGCUUUUCCAGGAUCUUGAUUUAUUUUGUGACAAUGCGUUUACACAGGUCAGAGAAUUUGUUGGGGGCUGCUCUGUUUGUUCUGCUGGCAGUCUGUCAACAAUGCGUCUCAGCUGACCCUAGCAUUUUGGCCCCACCAGAGGUCACGAUGCACAACGGCACCAUGUAUGCAGCCUGCAAACUAAGACCCAUCAACUCACUGCCGGACGGCGUGCCCAGAGUGUACGGCCAUGUGCUGUUCAAACAGGAUCACCCUGACGGAAAACUCAAUGUCAUCUUCCGGAUCAAAGGUUUCCCCACAAAUGUCACUCAAGAGCCGCACAGAGCCGUGCACAUCCACCAGUACGGUGACCUGGGGCAGGAAUGUAAAGCCGCCGGUGGCCAUUACAAUCCAAGUGAUGUGCAUCAUCCAAACCACCCGGGGGACUUUGGGAACUUCCAACCCGAGGGAGGAAAAAUCCACAUGUUAAUGGAAUUGGAGGCUACGCUGUUCGGAGGGCUGUCCGUGAUUGGAAGAGCCGUGGUGGUGCACGAAAAGAUGGAUGACUUGGGCCUCGGUGGAGACGCUGGCAGCCUGCUGAAUGGAAACGCAGGUCGGAGGAUUGGUUGUUGUGUUAUUGGGAUUUACCCAGCUAAUCUGUGGAAUAUGUAUCAUGAGCAGGUUCAAAACAGUCUGCUGAGGAGAAAUUAGUCGUGGUACAUAAUGUAAAUCAUUUCACAGAUGUUGCCUUUGUGUUGUAUUCUGUGUCUGAUUAUCAAAUGUACUGAAAACGACAAUAUUCUUAUGUCAAUGCCAUUCAAUUUUGGUUGGAACAACACUUUGGAUGGAUUGAAAAUAAAUAAGAUACAAACAUU